Messenger RNA from Cladophialophora yegresii CBS 114405, 1518 nucleotides. RefSeq lists its product as uncharacterized. Gene Ontology annotation, biological process: double-strand break repair via homologous recombination. The transcript has a single exon. Bases 1 to 1518 code for a protein of 505 amino acids. The record is from RefSeq and is a predicted model, not a curated record. Gene Ontology annotation, cellular component: chromosome; cytoplasm. NCBI's taxonomy places the organism in Eukaryota, Fungi, Ascomycota, Eurotiomycetes, Chaetothyriales, Herpotrichiellaceae. Gene Ontology annotation, molecular function: 3'-5' DNA helicase activity; nucleic acid binding; four-way junction helicase activity.
AUGCGACGAGCUUCAUUGAGGGGCGCAGUGAGCAUCACAGACCUCCGCUUCACUCUCCGCCGCGUGUUCGGCAAAGACGCGUUCAGACCGGUCCAGGAAGAAGUCAUCACCGCGGUGGUUGCUGGCCACGAUGUCUUUGUCUGCGCAGCCACCUCGUUUGGCAAAUCGUUAUGCUAUCAAUUGCCUGCCGUCGUCUCCUUGGGAGUCACUGUGGUAAUCUCGCCUCUCCUGGCCUUGAUGGAGAACCAGGUCCACGCAGCCAAAGCACUGGGCAUUGCUGUCGAGAUGAUCAACGGCAGGACGCCGCUGACGGACAGGCGACGUAUCGAGGCAGAUCUGCUUUGCGGCCAUCCGGAGACCAAGUUGCUGUAUGUCACGCCCGAGCUCUGCGCGCUGGACCGGUUCCGCAACAUCAUCAUGCAGAUUCAUCGCCAGGGCCAACUUGUACGGGUUGCCAUUGAUGAAGCACAUUGCAUCAGCGAAUGGGGCCAUGACUUCCGUCCAGCCUACAAAGAGCUGCUAUGGUUGAAAACCAGCCUGAAUUGCCCGUCUGUGCCAAUGAUGGCAGUGACUGCCACUGCCACGAAGCAAGUAAGAGAUGAUAUCUUCAAUUUUCUUGGUCUCGAUAAUGAGAAGACGAAAUGCUUUUCAACAUCAACGUCCCGGCCAAACAUCCACUACGAGGUCCAGUACCUCUCCGAGUCGAAUCCGAAAACCGGUGAAGACGACAUGUUUCCGUACCUAUUGUCCAAGCUGGAGUUUAUGCAUCGGAGACGAGUCGCACUGAUCCGGCAUCUUAGACAACGAGAUCCAUCCGCAACCAUACCGUUAAUUACCGGCAUUGUUUACGUUACCAUGCGUGCAACAGCAGAUACGGUAGCCUCAAAGUUGACUGGUGUGAGCAUAAGAGCAAGCGCCUACCAUGCCGGCCUGGACCCAGACAAGCGCGAGAAGAUUCAGAGAUUGUUCGAGAGACACGCAAAAGCAGAUCCACGGCUAUUGCAGGUGGAAGACAACGAUAGCAUAGCUGCGUCUUUCAACAUCAUCUGUGCCACAACGGCCUUUGGUAUGGGCAUUGACGUUGCUUCUAUCCGCUUCGUCAUACACUACGGCCUUCCCAAGGGAAUGGAGGCAUUCGCACAAGAGUCGGGUCGAGCAGGACGGGACAACAAAGCCGCCUCCAGCAUCAUAUUGUAUACGCGGGAGGAGGCCACUCGUUGCCAAUAUCGCAUGAGCUGCGAGGCAGCCAAGGAUAAGAGCAAGGCCAAGACGGAGUCGAGGUUCGAAUCGCUUAAGAGGAUCGUCGAGUUCUGCGAAAACACUAGCACCUGUCGCCACGAACUGGUUAGUCGCUAUUUCGGGGACAAGAAGGAGGCUGCCGAAUGUUAUUACGCUUGUGAUGUGUGCAAAGAAGGGUCAGCAAAGUUGAGGCAACGGAAAGAAAAGGGGCUAGCAACAGAGGAGCAGGCCAUCGAGUUCACCCAGAGAGAACCCAUGAGAUACGACGACUACGAAUGA